Molecule: messenger RNA, 1533 nt
Organism: Penicillium subrubescens
Lineage: Eukaryota; Fungi; Ascomycota; Eurotiomycetes; Eurotiales; Aspergillaceae
Exons: 4
Coding region: 1-1533 (510 amino acids)
Biological process (GO): carbohydrate transport; transmembrane transport
Cellular component (GO): membrane
Molecular function (GO): carbohydrate:proton symporter activity
Source: RefSeq, a predicted model, not a curated record
AUGGCAGAUAACAUUCUCUCCUCGACAUCGCUCUGGCAGAAUCGCAAAUGUCUAUUCCUCUGCUGUCUCGUUUCUAUGGCCAACAUGCAGUAUGGCUUUGACCUUGCAGCAGUGGGCUCACUGCAGGCAAUGCCGGGUUUUCUCAAAGUAUUCGGGCAUCCAGAUCCAGGAAGUGACACUGGUUAUGCAAUUGACACAAGAAACAAAAACACAAAUCUAACGUCCCCUCUUCCUCAAACACAGAGCACAGUCCAACAACUCAUCACCUCCCUCCUAACCCUAGGCUCUUUCAUCUCCUCCCUCGUCGCAGGCCUCUUCUCCACCUACCUCGGCCGCAAACCCGCCCUCUGGCUCGCCUGCAUCGUCAACGCCAUCGCCUGCGGCAUCCAAAUCGGCACCUCAACACCCGGAGUCCUCUACCUAGGCCGACUCCUCCUCGGCUUCGCAAACGGCUUCCUAGUCACAUUCUCCAACAUAUAUACAGCCGAGGUAGCUCCCGCACAUAUGCGGGGCGUGAUGGUCGCGCUGUUCGCGUACUGGGUGAAUAUUGGGAGUAUUAUGGGCGCGGUGGUGGAUAAUAAGACCAAGGAGAGAUUGGAUGAAUUGUCGUAUCGGAUUCCGUUGGCUUGUUUGUAUGUUGUGCCGACGUUGCUUUUUGUGGCGUUGUUUUUUGUGCCGGAGAGUCCGAGGUGGUUGUUGCAUCGGGGGAAGGAGGGGGAGGCGAGGAGGGCGCUUGAGCAGUUGAGGGGGGAAAGUUAUAAGAGAAUUUUGGUCGAGAGGGGGAAUGGGAGUGGUGAUGAGGGGAGUGGGAGUGUUGUGCCGACUUUGUUAGAGGUUGAGUGGGUUGAGAUGAUUAAGGGUGUUGAUGAGGAGAAGCGUGAGCAGGGGAGUGUUUCUGCGUUGGAUAUGUUCCGAGGCCCCGAUCUCCGCCGCACACUCCUUUGCUACGGCAUGAUCGGCUGCCAAACCGCCUCAGGCGUCUGGUUCCUAAUCGGCUACCAAACAUACUUCUUCACCGUCUGCGGCAUAAUCAAAGCCUUCGAGUUCUCCAUCAUGAACACCUGUUUCGGCUUUCUAGGCGUCAACGUCGGAAUGUACGCCAUCAGCGAACUGCUCGGUCGACGAUCCAUCCUCAUGCUAGGUGCCGUCGCCUGUGGGCUAUGCCAACUAGCCACCGCCAUUGCAGCUACCGUGAGUCCGAAUACGUUGCCGACAGGUCAGACGCUGGUAGCAUUUACCGCGCUGUUCAUGUUCUUUUAUAACGGGUGUGUUGGCGCGGCGAGUUACCCCGUAGCGACGGAGUUGGGUGCUCGAUAUGGAUAUAUUUGGGCUGCGUCGAAUCUGUGCUGCGUGGUAUUCUUCUACUUCUUCAUGCCGGAGAUGAAAGGUCGAUCUCUAGAGGAGUUGGAUGAGAUCUUUGCGGCGCGGGUCCCGGCACGUAAGUUCAAUUCGUAUCAGACUGUGAUUCGGGUGGCGGCUAGAAUUGAAGCUGCCAAUGCCAAAGACGCGAGUCAGCGUCUCGAGAAGGCCUAG